Messenger RNA from Alosa alosa (allis shad), 1317 nucleotides. Its product is annotated as interferon-induced protein 44-like. The record is from RefSeq and is a predicted model, not a curated record. The transcript has 6 exons. The coding region runs from base 386 to 1234 and encodes 282 amino acids. Lineage: Eukaryota; Metazoa; Chordata; Actinopteri; Clupeiformes; Clupeidae.
CCUGGUCUUUGUAAAUUGUUUGAAAACGCCACUUCCCUUUGUCAGGAAAAGCCUCUAUGUUCCGAGAACCAAUCAAAACGCAAUACGGAAUCAUGUGACUUCACUCUGUUUGAACAUGGCGGCGUGCUGAGGAGCCGGCUUUUUUGACAGCUUUUCAGAGAUCAUACGUCAGUCCACAGACGAAGAAGAAAAAGAAGACCAUAAGUCAGUCAUGGAUUUCGAUUAAAUGGACGAACCUGUCCUUGUGACAGCUAACGGCUUAAAAAAAACAUCGUCGUCGCCUCAGUUCUUCUCGUUGUAAGGCGAAAAUAACCAGAUAUAGUGGAGAGGGUUGCGACAAUAGCUUGCAGCUACAAAAGUUGAGCAUUUUCUCAAAAGGGAUGAGAUGAUAGACCAUUUGAGGAAUUUCAAAAUCAGCCAACCCAAAAUUGAGCAUCUACGUAUCCUGGUCCAUGGUCCAGUGGGAGCGGGAAAGUCCAGCUUCAUCAACUCCAUAGACAGCAUCUUCCAGGGGCGAAUGACCAGUGCAGCCCAAGUAGAAACAAGUGCUGGGAAGAGCUUCACAAAGAGAUAUAAAACCCACAAAAUUAAAGCUGGAGAAUACGGAUCCUACUUACCAUUUGUCUUCAGUGAUGUCAUGGGCCUGGAAAGAGGAGAAUCUGAAGGGGUGAAAGUAGAUGACCUCAAAAAAAUAUUGAAUGGUCACAUCAAAGAAGGUCAUAUGUUCCAUGAAUUAAGCGCACUUCCAGAAGAGGAAGACAACGGAUACAUCAAAGAUACAAGUCUGAGUGACAGGGUUCACUGUCUGGUCAGCAUCAUUCCAGCAGACAGUGUCCUCUGGUGUGCUGACAGCAAGAAAAUAUCACAACAUGCCAUGCAGGAAAAGGACGAAGCCUUCAUCAACAAGAUGAAAGAUGUCAGAGCAGAAGCAGCCAGCAUGAUGGGCAUCCCUCAAGUUGUCAUCCUGACAAAAGUGGACGAAGCAUGUUCUGAGGUCCAGAAAGACAUUAAAUUGAUCUACAGUAGCAAAACCAUCCGUGAGAAGAUUAAACUUUGUAGUGUUAAUGUGGGAGUUCCCCAAUAUUGCAUCUUCCCAGUGAAGAACUACCAUGAGGAGAUUCAUCUGAACAACGACAUGGACGUGCUGCUGCUGUCUGCACUGACAGACAUCCUGAACUUCGCCAACGACUACGUGGCAGAGAUGAAAAUAGAAGACACUGAAAAUCCCAUUUAAAAUUUACUACCAUUGAUUCCGUUAUGCUUUUUAAAACAAACUCUCUCACACACACACACACACACACACACACACAGGCUCAC